Messenger RNA from Aspergillus bombycis, 1479 nucleotides. RefSeq names its product putative secretory lipase. Gene Ontology annotation, molecular function: triacylglycerol lipase activity. Lineage: Eukaryota; Fungi; Ascomycota; Eurotiomycetes; Eurotiales; Aspergillaceae. The coding region runs from base 1 to 1479 and encodes 492 amino acids. The transcript has a single exon. Gene Ontology annotation, biological process: lipid catabolic process. The record is from RefSeq and is a predicted model, not a curated record.
AUGGUUAAGUAUCUUCAGCGCUUUGUGAUCCUCAUAUUCGGAGUGAAGUUGGCCACGGGUCAGGCCGUGUCAACUGCAGCGGCACAAUCGACAGGAUGGAAUUCCAGCUUUGAGCUCAACCCUGAGCAGCUGAGGCUGGCCAACCUGACAAGCGAUAUGGGUGCCAUCAUCAACACGAUUACCAACUUUGACCGGUCCCAGCUGGCAAACGGUGGAGCACAUGAGGAUGACUUUUACAAUGUUCAGACCCUGCCCCGGGACCAAUGGCCCAAGGAGCCGGGGAGGACGAUCAAGCUCCAAGAGUUCACGGACCCGUCGCCAUUCUCCAUUCCUGCAAAGACAGCUAUGUCCCGCAUCAUCUAUAGCACGACCAAUGCAAACGGUACUCUGAUCCCUGCGUCUGCGUAUGUCCUCUGGCCAUAUCAACCGAAAAUUCGUCGAGGCACAAACCGCACCUCUGCAUCAUCCGCACCAGUUGUGUUAUGGACUCAUGGAACCUCUGGCUUUUAUGCCAACGGAGCUCCCUCGACGCACCGUGGCCUUUUCUACGCGGACAUCGUUCCAUUCGCGCUGGCCGAGGCUGGGUACGCGGUUGUUGCCCCGGACUAUGCUGGGCUUGGUGUAGACGUCUCCUGGGAUGGAAGUCGUAUCCCACACCAGUAUUUUGUUCGCGAAGCCGGUGCUCACGACGCUCUUAAUGCUUUGAGAGCGGUUCAGGAGUCCUUUCCAACGCGACUCUCAAGCGAUUACGUCGUCAUGGGUCACAGCCAGGGUGGUGCGGUUGCAUGGGGCCUAUCUGAAAUCCUUGGUCGGAAAGAUCCUAAGUUUGGGGAUGUUGCGAAGGGUUACCGUGGUGCUGUUCUUGCUGCACCACCAACUGACGCAUUCUCAUUGACCUCUGCAGGCUUUCUCGCUUGGAUUGCCAAGGACCUUGACCAGAUAUACCCAUCCUUUAACCUCAGUGACUGGUUCACUCCACUUGGUAUUAGCAGAAUAAACCUUCUGAACGAGAUUCAAGGAUCCCAAAUGGUUACAUUUGCCAUGUUCAGUCCAGACGAGGUGAUCCUACAGCCCGAUUGGCAUGAGACUUGGUAUACUGGAGCUUUCGAGCAACUAGCCAACCCUGGAAAGCGGCCCUUCAAAGGACCGUUUCUUCUCGUCCACGGAACAGCAGACCCAGCAGUACCAUACAACACGACGAAGACUACUGUGAAAAAGACAUGCGAGAUGGAACCUGGGGACCUGGAGCUUCUGGCUGUGCCGCAAGGGAGUCAUUUCGCCGCCAUUAACGCGGCCAAACAGACCUGGUUGCGGUGGAUUGAAGAUCGAUUCGAGCAGCGGCCUGUGAGCAAGAGGGGUUGCUUCGAGUCCCAGUUGGACAGCCUCUUGCCCGUGGAGUCUUAUCAAGCGCUUCCGAAAUCGUUCCCGCUGUGGGCUGGGGAGUCACAGUGGUCUUACGAACUACCGACGGCAUUGUAA